AAUUUGCACAAUGCAGAGUUAAUUUUGCGCAAUUCCUGCAUUAUUUCAACAUUCCCGUAAAUAAAUGCGAAUAUACGUAUACGGUGAUAUUUAUGUAAUGCUAAAUCUUAAAUGCACGAGUCACUCGAAUUCACAUAUUUUCUUUUGUAUAGAUGACAAUAGAACAAUAACAGGUCGGUAUAUAUUUGCAGACCUGUUCAGCGGUCAGUUUGUGAUUUACUAGACUGCUUUUAACAAAGGAGCGCUUUUAACAAAGGAGCCGUAAAUAAAGGGAAACCAAUUUGAAACAAUGGCCGCCGGUCAGACACAUUCAACAGGUGAUGCCUGUGAACUUCUUAGUCCUCCAGAAGAUUGGAAAUUUGUUCAUCUGUUGGAAGAAUUUUCGCAAAAGCUGAGUGAUAAUGAUUUGCCUAGAAUAAAGUUGAUCUUCCAGGGUAUUGUUACCGCAGACGUUACAUCUUGGAUUGAAAUGUUCCAAAUGCUUUACAGCAAAGAUGUUAUAAAUCAGAAUAAUAUCGUAUAUCUACAAAAAAUUGCCCGUCAUUUAGAAAGAGAAGACCUACAUUUAAGGACAAUAACAUAUGCAAAGGAGAGAGAGAAUGAUAUUUUACAUUUUCAUCAAAGUACAAUGACGCAAGGAUCAAAUGUUGAAAAGGUCUCCAUUCAUAUUAGGGGUGACAAUUUUUUGAGAAAUCGUGAUCUUCAGAAUGUACGGGAGAAGUUUGCAAAUAUUUUAAUGGUGGGCAUUAAUUGCAUUAAAGUAGCAGGUGUUCAAGAAGCAAACAGCGUUCUCAUUACAUUCAUUAUUCCAAAGAUGUAUGUCAAAGUAUUAAGAGGUAUCUUAUUGAGCAAUGAAGCAAAUAGAUUUACAGCACCCUUUUCCAGACAAGGAAUAGAUCAGAUCAACAUAAAUGGAGAAACAUAUUUGAUAAAUGAAAUUGAAGAUCAAGAAAAUCUAAUAAGUGACCAUACAGACAACCGUGAUGGAGACUGUCUCAAGAUUAUCUCAGAAUUGCAGGAUCAGCUUGCCCAGAGACACAAACAAAUAACGAAAAUGGAAGAAAAAAUUCUGGCUCUAAGUCGCAGUCUAGCCGACAGUACCAAUAUUGGGUCACAAUAUUCAGACGGCAAAGAUACGAAAAAGAAGAAUCAAGAUACAGAUGGAAAUAGUAAUGUUUAUCAAAAACCAGCUUUCGAUGCGGAAUCGGGUACGGUCAUAGAUGAAGAUGAAAAGAAGCAAACGAAGCAGUUCAAAACGGACGUUGAAAAUACCGAGAGUAAAGUCGAAUCUGGGUUUUCGCCAGAGAGUAAUUCAUUCUUAGGUAAACACAAAUUACCAGAAAGUGAUCAGCAUAUUUUACUGAAUGAUUACCAAGAAAAAUUGAACGUAAAGCUCGUUCAUCUUAGUAAUAUGAGUACUACCUUCAGAAAAUUAGUAUCAAGAUUACCAAAUGACAAUACUCAGAAAAUAAAAGCAAUGACACCAGAAGAAAUCAAUGCACAGUCGCUAUAUAAAAAGCUUGAUAGAAUAUACCCAACAUUUCUGCCCUUAAAACUUUCUAAAAAGGUUAGAGUUUCAACGUUAUCGUAAGAUCGUAGAAUCAAUUCAUAAAGAAAGUUUAAUUAAGCCGAAGUACAUUUAUUAAAUCUUCUCGAAUGUAGAUGAAGGAGUAUCUCGAAACAUGUUUGCAAAUUCUAAGGAUCGCAUAAAUUUCCAGAUUUUCAACGGGCGUUAUGUUUCUACAUUCAAUGUUGUUACCAUUUUUGCUAAAAACUUGAAUAUUUUUAGCCAUUUAUUGUCUGAAUGAUGUAAAUUCCGGAAUAAUGUCAACUAUCAAUAAUCAAACUGUUGGUGGAAUAAAUAAAAAAGACGUGAAAUGAUGAAUCAACCAAAAGUACAUCUUAGAUUAAGAAUAUUUAUCCAUGCGCUGCGCCGGGUGCGUGUUAAUAUGGUUAUGUCAUAUCACAUCACAGGGACCACGCGUUUAAAACAUUAUCGUUUAAAAGCCAUCCAAUGUAUCAACUUGAAGUACUGUUUUAAUAGUCAGAGUCGAGUAACAACAGGCGAACGUGCAAAGGUAACUUAAAUGACUAAAAUUGGACUGUCAUGUCAAGUACUGAACGUAACAAUAAAGAAUCCAAAGGGAAAAUAAUCUGUCUGUAAUUGACAUCUGUUUUUGUUUCCAUUACAUUCGAUGAUAUCUCCUUUUACUAAAAAGGUUAGAAAAUAAAAAAACAAGUACAUAUAAACAUUCACAUACAUCUGCUUCAUGGCAAAUUUCAGAUUUCCGGCUUUGUUUCAAAACAUCUUUAUUUACAUUUUCUUCAAAUGAAAUACGAUAUUUUCUUAUCUCCGUUUACAAAUAAUGGACCGUGCAAUCAUGGAUGGCAUGCUUAAACUAAAUCAUGCGUAUGUCAUAUGGUAGUAAUUUUUAAUUAUUGAAAUAUGAAUUAAUACUGUUUUUUUUUUAAUCUUACAUUUAAUACUUAAACGCAAAUUCAGUCUCGUAUAAGGUCAAACAUAUUUCUAUAUAGAUAUAUCUUCUCAACCUCAGUCAUUCAAUAACAAAUACAUAUAGUCCCGUAACCCUUUUAUUAUGCUCUUAUAGUUAUACAUACUAACCGUUCUCAAAUGUUUAUACAAAGUGAUAUUAACUAUGGUAAUGCAUCAUUGCAUUCACUUUGUAUAAACGUAUAUCUUUAAUACAAUGACAAAUUAUCAGAUUCUUCCUAGUUUGUCAUAUGCUUGAUUUGUAAUUGUUUUGUAAGAUGUUCAUAAAAUGAAAAUAAGUAUAAAAUAAUGCACUGAAUAUUGAUAGACCUGUGUACGUGUCUACUCGUUAAUUGUUAACAUGUUCUAUGUUUAUUAGGAAAAUUAGUAUGCAUCAUGAUAUUUCACUGUGUAUAUCUUUGAUAUUUAAUAAAUUAUCUA
Messenger RNA from Ruditapes philippinarum (Manila clam), 2932 nucleotides. RefSeq lists its product as uncharacterized. The transcript is spliced from 6 exons. Gene Ontology annotation, biological process: regulation of apoptotic process. NCBI's taxonomy places the organism in Eukaryota, Metazoa, Mollusca, Bivalvia, Venerida, Veneridae. The record is from RefSeq and is a predicted model, not a curated record. Gene Ontology annotation, molecular function: protein binding. The coding region runs from base 290 to 1591 and encodes 433 amino acids.